Messenger RNA from Cheilinus undulatus (humphead wrasse), 3123 nucleotides. It is a transcript of the gene golm2, whose product is annotated as golgi membrane protein 2. The transcript is spliced from 10 exons. The record is from RefSeq and is a predicted model, not a curated record. The coding region runs from base 755 to 2179 and encodes 474 amino acids. Lineage: Eukaryota; Metazoa; Chordata; Actinopteri; Labriformes; Labridae.
UCGUGUUAGAAGUCAGUGAAUCGACCAGAGUGACACGGGCAUGGGUUAUCUAUGCUUUAUUUUUAUUCUCCAGACCUAAGAUUUUUAGGAUACCAUCCAGCUCCCACAAGAAAAGAGGGUGUUUUGUCAUUUAGUGGAGCUCAUUGAUCUCCAACGAUGCUAGCUUGUGCAGUGGUUAGCAGGGCAGCGGUAAUGUUAAUGGAAGCUAACAUUAACGUCAGGUCUGGAUCGAAAAUCAUCAGCGGUCGUGUUCAACGAUGAUUUCGUGAUUAAGUGAACUCCAGACGUAAGUGCAUUCAGUCUAGCUGGGCGUACCUGGAAAGCCUGAUUAAAUUUACUUGAAGGCUAAUGUUUUAAAGCUAACUUGGCUGUGUGAAUUGUAUUUGCACCCCUCACUGCCACGGUGCCGUGUAGCUGUCCACGUCUCGUCUCGUCUGCUGUGUUAACGUUGCCAGCUGAGCUAGGCCACGUCCCUGCGGGCGUAUUUCAUCCAGCCUACUGACAUUGGACGAGUCGCAAAGGAGGAUGCCUAGUGUGCGGAAGGAGGAAGCAGAGUACACAUCAAAAGAAACGUGAAAAGUCUUGAACAUUCAUGACUGUCAGUGGGAGUACUGUAGUGUUUGCCUUUCUGAACGGUUGCCGCAUAUACGCGGCAUGUCACGUAGACGGAUGUGUUGUACAGCGGGAGAAUACUCUCACUGAGCUCUGGAGGUUGCGGUAACAACCUGAGGUAACAUAGACUUUAUUUUAGGAAAUGGUUGGGUUUGGUGCAAACCGACGGGGAGGCCGCCUCCCGUCCUUCAUCCUCAUCUUCUUGAUGGUGAUCAUCGCCAUACUGUCUGUCAACUACUGGUCGGUGAACACCAAGCACAGGCACCUGCUCGAUGAGCUGGCGGAGGUGCAGACGCAGGUGAAGCGCACGGACGCGGCGCGGAGCCGGCUGGAGAAGCGGAACUCGGAGCUGAUGGUGCAGGUGGACACACACAGGAAGCAGAUCGACCAGAAGGAUGGAGACUACAGCGUCCUGGAGGGCAAGCUGCAGGCCAGGGAGGGUCUCAUCAAAAAGUGUAACGAUGAAAAGAUGAAGCUGCAGGGAGACGUAGCAGCCCAGAUGACAGAGAUCCAAAGGCUGAAAGAACAGCUAAAGGAUCUGAAGCAGGAGUUUAUGAAACAAGAAGAGCAGAUGAGGGAAGUGAAGAAAAACAGCACUAACCUGGAGAGAAAACUGGAGUAUGAGAGUUUACAGUGUGGGCGUCAGAUUGCACAACUGAAGGACGAGUAUGAAGAAACAAAAAAGGCCCUGGAGAUAGAAGCAUCAAAGCUCAGACAGGGUGCAUUGGACCACCACAAGGUUGUAGCAGCAGGUAGACAUGCAGAAGGAGCACUUGGUGGGGAUGUGGUGGGAGAGCGCCAUACAGUGGCCAAUCGCCGACAUGACAGUCAAGAUUUAAAAGAUGACAUGGGUAAGCCUGGCAGUGACGCUGGCAUGCCCGGUAUUGAAGAUAGCGAGGUGGGAAAAGUCGAGGAUGUGCAGUUUGCUUUGAAGAAACCAGCCAUCACUAUAAAGCAUGACACUGAAGUGGCUCUAAGGCCUGGUGCUGGACAGAGAGUCGGGGCAGCUGAUGGCCCUGGUGGCCAGGCUCUAGCCUUGGAUCAGCCUAAGCUCCAGGACAGAGCAGAGGCUCAAGCGGCAGCACAAGGCAUCUUGAAACAGGCUGACAAACCGAUAGUGUUUGAAGAGGACAACAAGGCGGGUAUCAAGGCAGACGAGCUGGGAGAACAGCAAAGACAACUACAAGUUCCUGAUCGUGUGAAGGGUAACGGAGAACAUUUAAAGGCGAUCCCUCUGCCUCCAAACCCUGCACAGGUGCCCAACCCCAUCCAGCCUCACGAUGCCAAAGAACAAGCUCCAGCAGAGCCAGUUCACCACCGCCAAAGCCGGUUCUUUGAUGAGAACGAGUCCCCAGUAGAUCCGCAACACGGCUCUAAGCUGGCGGACUACAAUGGGGACGAUGGGAACGUGGGUGAGUAUGAGGCCGACAAGCAGGCCGAGCUGGCCUACAAUGAGGAAGAGGAUGGUGAUGGUGGGGAGGAAGACGUUCAAGAUGAUGAUGGAGACAUGCAAGGAGACCGGGCUGUGGAUUACGGGAAACGACAUCAAGCCAUUGACAUUCUUUGAAUGGAAACUCCUGCAGCCCUAUCUCAUUGAAAAAUACUCAAACCUUCCUCAAUUGUCAAGGUCAUUCUUGAUGAAACAGUUUGAACAUCAGUAUGUUUAAGACAUUUAUAGGGUGCAUCCUCAAUGUCAUGGACUAUUUUGAAAACAGACAUUGCAACUUAUGACUUCUGAAUUACAUAAUGCGAAGUAAAAAAAAAAAAUCAUGGGUUGUCUUUAGCUGCUGUUAAUUUGCUAAUGGUUUUAAUUUAUGACAGUAGAGGUGAUAUCCUAUAGAAUGACUGUUCAGUUUUGUAAUUUGAUAACUGCGUCAGAUCAUAAUGGAGGGAUUUUAAAGAGCCCCGGUGACUCACAUUUCAACUUCAAGGUCAGACUUUUGGUUUUGCUUCUUUUCUUUUCAGGUUUCUUAAUAUAGACAUCGGCUGAGGUGAUUGUCAAAGAGACUGCCUUUCUAACAAACUUUUGGGACUCUUACAUGGGAAGAUUUUUUUAAGGAAGGGGAUGCAUUACAAAUGCCAAGGACUAUGUGUAGGCCUAUUAAAUCAAUUUUCUUUUCUUUCUGACAGACACUCCAAAGUGCUCCUCAUUCUUUUUUUUUUUUUUCCUAAUGAUGCCAUUGCAUGUAUUUGAACCUUUAUUAAUCAAACUGAGCAAAAUACUGAAGCUUAAGCAAUACUUACAGCAAUGUUAGUGUCCUCUACAAUGUGCAAAAAUUAACUGAGCACAUAAGGAACUGACUGACUGACUGUACACAUGCUUCCGUCAAUGAGGUCUCUUGUACAUAAUGUAGUUGAAAUGUUACCAUUUGUACUGAGGAAAUCUAAUUCUUCACCUUUUGGGGGGAUCCUUAAACCUGAAAUCAGUUCUGUUUGUGCAGCCAGGAAAAUUGUUUUUCUUAUGGAAAAGCACAUUGAAUGUAAUUUAAUUUUAUUAAAGGUGAUGCUUCA